This is a messenger RNA of Numida meleagris (helmeted guineafowl), 3377 nucleotides long. RefSeq names its product protein-glutamine gamma-glutamyltransferase E-like. Gene Ontology annotation, molecular function: protein-glutamine gamma-glutamyltransferase activity. Lineage: Eukaryota; Metazoa; Chordata; Aves; Galliformes; Numididae. Gene Ontology annotation, biological process: peptide cross-linking. The transcript is spliced from 13 exons. The record is from RefSeq and is a predicted model, not a curated record. The coding region runs from base 1261 to 3339 and encodes 692 amino acids.
UCUCACCAGCACAGAGCAGAGGGCAGGAUCACCUUAUUUUGAAUGGAGAAGGAAGAGAAGAAAAAAAAAAAGGAAGCUUUUCUUGAGCAACAUAUGGGACCUAGAAGAGGUCUCAGCCAAGUGCUUUUCCUUAUAGACCUGACCAAUCUACAUCAGCAGGUUCUGGUCCUGGAGAGUGCUGACAUGAGUCAGUCCAUACUGCUACUUCAGGACCCCAGGUCUCUCCCUAGUGGUUUACAAAUACAUUAUAGCUGUAGAAAAAUACUUGACUUCCUGUAUCUAGGAUAGCAGGAGUGAUUUUGGUGAUGAAAUUCCUUGCUUAGUUAUCCAACAAAGGAGUGAGAGGGGAGACAGGACAGUCCAAACUUUCCAGGGAAAUGAGCAAGUCCUCAGUAAGUCAUGUCCAGAUGUUUGUAACAUGGUGCUUUAGGGAUAUGGAAUAAUGAAGAGGAAGACAAGGACUGUUUUCUCAUCCUGAAACAAAUGCACAGUUAAUUAUAGGUGAAUUAAAGUUGUACAUUUUUAAAAUUACAAUUGGGUUUUGCAUGUGUUAAAACUACUGUCCCAUCUUUCCCAGAAAUUCUGCUGAUCCUCAUUUAGACAUGAGAUGGACUGAGAAGCAUUCAUGGAAGUAGCUCCAGGAAAACAAUGGGUUCAAUGAAUUCAUUUUAGAAGAAUGUCACUGUAAAUAUUGCUCAUGAAGAAUUCCAAAUUUAAAAAAAUCCUGGUGCAAGAAGCAGUUAUGCUUUUAAUAGAAUUUUGUUAUUUUAACAGAAAUAAAAACAAAUACUGACAUUUUUAUAAAUUCAAACACAAUUAGAAACUUUUAAUGGGUGACCAGACUUCUAAGCAUAAAUAUGGCCAGGUUGGAUGGGCCCUGGGCAUCCUGAUCUGGUAGGUGGCAACCACCCUAUGGCUGGGGGUUGGAACCAGAUGAUCUUUAAUGUCCCCUCCACCCUAAGCCGUUCUGUGAUACUAUCCAAGCUUCCUAUGUUGGGCUGCAAGGAAAUGAGAUCAGAAUGUUGGGACUAAGAGGGGAAAAAAGACAAAGGAAAAAAAAAAAGAAUCCUCAACCCCUUUGGUCAAAUAAAGGCUGGGGAGCAAAAGAAGCUGUUGAAGCUCCACCCCCCACAGGAAAAACUUUACAAGUAGACUUUUAAAGAAGUGAAAGGCACCAACCAUUCCUUGAGUCAACAGAAGUAGAGGUGGCCAUUCAGAGGAAAACUCCAAAGCUGCUCUUACAGGGCGUAUUGAUCAGAUAUGGGCCAAGCUGCAACGCAGCCAAGUACCGACUGGCAUGUGAAAGAAAAUGCGAGAGAUCACCACACAAGUAAAUUCUCUAGUAAAGAGUUGAUUGUGAGGAGAGGACAGGCCUUUGUUGUCACCUUCAAUGGAAUAGAACAGCCUGACAAAGCCUUAACAUUCAUCGUAGAAACAGGUCCAAAACCCUCCAAGCAGGCCAAGACCCAAGCCACAUUUGGUAUCUCCAGCACAGCGAGCAAAGAGAGUUGGAGUGCAGUUCUUCAGUCCACCAGUUCCCACUCUGUGAGCAUCUCCAUUUCCAGCCCAGCUAAUGCUGUCAUCGGACGUUACAAGCUGAGUGUUCAAAGUACUUCAAGUGGCAGCUCGUCUCCAGAAGUCCUUGGCACUUUUGUUUUGCUCUUUAACCCUUGGUCUUCAGGUGAUGAUGUGUUCAUGCCUAACAAGGCUGAGUGUGAGGAAUACGUGCUGGAAGAGUUUGGUAUCAUUUUUGCGGGCAACAAUCAUCAUAUCAACAGCUUUGGAUGGAACUUUGGCCAGUUUCAAGGAGAUAUCCUCAAUAUCUGCCUUGCCAUGCUGGAUCGAAGCUUGAAAUACCGUCAGGAUCCUGCCACAGAUGUAUCUCACCGAAAUGAUCCCAAAUAUCUGGGCCGUGUUCUCAGUGCAAUGGUCAAUGCCAAUGAUGACCAAGGGGUGGUACUAGGAAACUGGAGUGGAAAUUAUGAUGGUGGGAAAAGUCCAAGCAGCUGGACUGGAAGUGGUGAAAUCCUGCAAAACUGGAAGAAGUCAGGAUUCAGGCCUGUUAGAUAUGGACAAUGUUGGGUUUUUGCAGCAGUAUUAACCACAGUGCUUAGAUGUCUGGGGAUUCCCACUCGUACAAUAACAAAUUUCAGCUCUGCCCAUGAUGCAGAUGGAAACCUGCGUGUGGAUGAGUUUUAUGAUGCUUCUGGAAAUCAUUUGAAUGAGGGAGCUGACAGUGUCUGGAAUUUCCAUGUCUGGAAUGAAAGCUGGUUUUCCCGCCCAGACUUGGGACCUUCAUACAGUGGAUGGCAAAUUCUGGAUGCAACUCCCCAAGAAGAAAGUGGAGGAAUUUAUCAGUGUGGUCCUGCCUCAAGGAAUGCCAUCAAAGAAGGAGACGUAGAUCUGGACUACGAUUGUCCAUUUGUAUUUGCCGAAGUGAAUGCAGACUGUAUGUACUGGAAUUAUGAUGCUGCAACUAGAAAGAAAACAUUAAUAUUCAAUAAAUCUACAGUAAUCGGCCAAUUCAUCAGCACAAAAGCAGUUGGUAGAGAUGAUCGUGUAGAUAUCACCAGUGAAUAUAAAUACCAAGAAGGCUCUAAAAAAGAAAGAGAGAUUUUUAAAAAAGCCCGUAAGAAGCUGGGACUUGAGGAUAAGUUUGAUCCCACAGCACCAACACCAAAGGAAAUAGAACAAAAGCCUGAUAUCUCAGGAAAGUUUAAGAUGGCUGGUCCUUUAGAAGUUGGCAAAGAUCUCAACUUAAUUCUGGUUCUUGCAAAUUUACAAUCUGAAGCUAAAUCUGUUAAUGUAAAUAUGACUGCUUGGAGCACCGUUUACACAGGAAGACCAGUUCGUGAGAUCUGGAAGGACUCCAUAUCUGUUUCUCUGUCUCCUGAGGAAGAGAAACAUUUCCCCAUUAAGAUAUCUUAUGCUGAAUAUCAACAACAGUUAACUACAGAUAAUGCGAUUGAAGUAACAGCUUUAUGUCACGUGGAAGGUGGGAUUCAAGUACUGGUGCAAAGACACAUUGCUCUGGACAACCCUGCCAUUGACAUACAGGUACUCGGUGAGGCAAAAGUGAAUGAAGAAGUGGAUGUGGAAGUGGUAUUUACCAAUCCUAUUGAUACAGAAGUGAAGGACUGUGUGCUGCAGGUAGAAGGCAAUGACCUGCUGAGAGGAAUCCUUAAGAUAGAUGUACCACCACUGAAAGCCAGCGAGAUAUCCAGUACAAAAUUUAAGAUUACCCCUUUUGAGACAGGCUCCAAGCAUCUACUUGUUCAUUUCUCCUGUGAUAAAUUUGCAGACAUCAAGGCCUUUAAAACUGUAAAGGUGAUUGACUAACCAGAAGAUGCACAAUAAACGAUCUUUGUCCCCAGCAA